Liolophura sinensis is the source of this 1967-nucleotide messenger RNA. RefSeq names its product zinc finger protein 862-like. Bases 156 to 1967 code for a protein of 603 amino acids. The record is from RefSeq and is a predicted model, not a curated record. Gene Ontology annotation, molecular function: protein dimerization activity. NCBI's taxonomy places the organism in Eukaryota, Metazoa, Mollusca, Polyplacophora, Chitonida, Chitonidae. The transcript is spliced from 2 exons.
UGUCUGUUUAUGAAAGCAUUGAGUAUUCAAUGAUACAGGUUAUUUAUCUGUCAUGUGAAAAUUAAUGAGGUGUUCACUGGUUAAUCAUCAUUCUUUAUUUCUUUUUCAGAAAGCUGAUUAGAACUGCUUACUUGUUAGCAGCCAGAGGACAACCAAUGUCAUCAUUCCGAACAAGUGUGGAAAUACAGAAAGCUAAUGGUGUUCAGCUAAUUUCUGGUGCAGACUCUGGAAAGAGAGCGACUAAGCUUGUCAACAUCAUUGCCUCUACAGUACAAACAACAGUUAAGGAAGUCAUCCUGCAAUCAAGCUACUUCUCUAUGCUUUCAGAUGGAUCACAAGCCAGGAAAACAAACUCUGAAAAAGAGUUGGUUAUGGUGCGGGUGGUCAGGGAUGGCGUACCUGUAUACCACUGUGUAGGACUCGAGAACAUCUCGGACUAUGGCGAUGCAACUGCGCAUAAUGUAAAGUGUUCCCUAGACAAUGCCUUUCAGAACAAAUUGAAAGUCCCUGAUGGACAUUACAAAAACAUGCUGAUCUGUGCCACAGCUGAUGGAGCUUCGGUAAAUACCGGUACAUACAAUGGUGUCUUGACGCAGUUAAAGGAGGAACGGCCAUGGCUUGUUACCAUGCACUGUGUGUCCCAUCGCGUGGAACUUGCUAUAAAGGACUCAAUAUGUAAACAGCCCCAGUUUGAAGCAGUGAAGGACUUUAUGGUUGAUUUGUUUUAUUACACAAAGCGUUCAGGCAAGUUCGUACACCACUUGCAGGCAACAGCGGAGGCACUCGGUGCAAAGAUGUACAAGUUUCCAAAAGUCCAUGGUACACGCUUUGUGAACCACCAAAGACAUGGAGUGGACGUGCUUCUACACAACUGGAUAAUUCUGUUAGAAACAAUUGAAAACACUCUGGCAUCACAAAAAAAACAGGACGCCAAACUUCUGGGAUACAGGAGGAAGUUGAAAAACUUCACCUUUCUUUCUCACUGUUGUGUGUAUCAGGCUGUUCUGGAGAAAGUUGCCUCACUGUCACUGCAGUUUGAAAAGGGUAGUCUGCAAGUAUUUGAAAUAGAGCCAGAGAUCAAGAGGACUCUUCGGGAGCUCAGAGACCUACAAGGGCAAAAUCCAGAUGAUUUUCUAAAGCAAUCUGGUUUUACCCUUCAUGAGAACAAAAUAACUUGUCCUGUUUUAAAGGACGGACACAAAAGAAAGAAACCAGAAAACAGAGAGACUGUAGUUCUGUCCUUGAAUGAAAUGACACACACUGAUGGAGCUAGCGACAGUGUGAACUUGCUAAAGGCUUAUGCACUUCCAGCCGUGGCUACGUGUCUGAGUCAACGCUUCGAGUCCUUUCAAAGUGACCUCUUUCAACACUGCCAUUGGAUGGACCCGGCCAACUGGGCUUCCGAAGAAGAUGAACUGAGAGAAAUUCAUCACCUUGUAACUCACUUUGAAGUGCCCUUACAAGCUCGAAACUUUGAAAAAAAACACAUCUGGUCUGAAUGGAAACACUUGAAAGAAACUGUAGAAACGUUCUAUAGAAAGGUAGAAGCCCUGGCAAUGUGGAAAAAGAUGAUCACCUACAGAAGAGAUCGCUUCCCAAAUAUUCUCUUGAUUGUUGAGCUGGUUAUGUGCCUUGGUAUGAGCAACAGCGUGGUGGAGGGGGGCUUUUCCCACUUGACAAGAAUGCUGCCAGACACUCGACUGUCAAUGAAUCAUGAUACCAUGGAAAACCUCUUGCUAAUAAAACUGAAUGACUUGGUCUUCAGUCAGUCAGAAAAAUCACAAGUUAUUGAACGUUCACUGGAAAAAUUCAUGGAGAAAAGGCGUAAAAGCAAGGUUGAUUGUGAUACUGAGACAGAAAUCCAAGGCUCUGAGACUCACUCCGUUGUGAACUUACCUGGGAGUGUUGUUCAUUUAUCAGACUCUGACUCUUCUUCUGAGUACAUGGACUGUGAUAUAGAGUCAUAG